Molecule: messenger RNA, 2103 nt
Organism: Ramularia collo-cygni
Lineage: Eukaryota; Fungi; Ascomycota; Dothideomycetes; Mycosphaerellales; Mycosphaerellaceae
Product: probable thiamine pyrophosphate-requiring enzyme
Exons: 2
Coding region: 1-2103 (700 amino acids)
Biological process (GO): L-valine biosynthetic process
Cellular component (GO): mitochondrion; acetolactate synthase complex
Molecular function (GO): flavin adenine dinucleotide binding; magnesium ion binding; thiamine pyrophosphate binding
Source: RefSeq, a predicted model, not a curated record
AUGUUGCAAUCGCACGCGGCCAAGAGGGCCCUUCAAUCCCUUCCCAGACGCCGCCCAUUCUCCACCACCCCAUCCCCAGCUGCCAUUUCGCCCUACCGACCCGGAUCCCAACAAACACAAUCCACACAGUCCGCCCGACGUAAUGUCUCGGACACGGCAUCACGGCCUGCGCAGGCAGCCACGGCGACCCAGACACAACGAACCGUGCCCAGUCCUGCCUUCAAUCGCGAAAUGGACCCCAAACCACAGCCUCUGCAGCCAUUCCGCCAGCCCGAAAUGGAUCACAGCUUUGUGGGCAUGAAGGGUGGAGAAAUCUUUCACGAGAUGAUGUUGCGGCAUAACGUCAAGCACGUCUUCGGCUACCCCGGAGGCGCCAUUCUCCCCGUCUUCGAUGCCAUCUACAACAGCCCGCACUUUGACUUUAUCCUCCCCCGACACGAGCAGGGCGCCGGACACAUGGCCGAGGGUUAUGCGCGUGCGUCGGGCAAAUGUGGCGUGGUGAUUGUUACCUCGGGACCCGGGGCCACCAACACCAUCACUCCCAUGCAGGAUGCCCUCAUGGAUGGAACUCCCAUGGUUGUCUUUUGUGGACAGGUACCAACUUCGGCCAUUGGUUCCGAUGCCUUCCAAGAAGCCGAUACCAUCGGCAUCUCCAGAGCAUGCACCAAGUGGAAUGUCAUGGUCAAGAACAUUGCCGAACUCCCCAGACGCAUUAACGAGGCGUUUGAGAUUGCCACCUCGGGCAGACCAGGUCCUGUCUUGGUCGAUUUGCCCAAGGAUGUCACGGGCGGAACUCUGCAACGUCCCAUUCCCAUGACUUCAACCCUCCCAUCCCAUCCAUCCGCCGCGACCGUCGCAGCACGCGAAUUGUCCGUCAAGCAGCUGGACGGCAGCAUUCGCCGAUCCGCAGACCUCAUCAACAUGGCCAAGAAGCCCGUCGUCUACGCCGGACAGGGAGUUCUCGGUCACCCCGAUGGCCCCAAGUUCUUGAAGGAGCUUUCCGAAAAGGCCCAGAUCCCCGUGACAACCACCCUGCAAGGUCUGGGUGCGUUUGAUGAACUCGACUCGAAAUCUCUCCACAUGCUUGGUAUGCACGGUUCCGCGUUUGCCAACAUGGCCAUCCAAGAAGCCGAUUUGGUGAUUGCGUUGGGUGCACGAUUCGACGAUCGUAUCACCGGGCACGUUCCACGAUUCGCCCCUCAGGCACGUCUGGCCGCAGCCGAAGGUCGCGGUGGUAUCAUCCACUUUGACAUUCAACCCAAGAACAUCAACAAAGUCGUGCAAGCGACCGAGGCGGUCGAGGGAGAUGUCACUGCCAACUUGGCCCUUCUCCUCCCACACAUCAACACUGUUCAGGAGUCAGACAGAGGAGACUGGUUUGGACAGAUCGCUGCGUGGAAGGAGCGAUUCCCCUGGGCCUACGAGAAGGAAGAUGGUCCAGAUGGAGCCAUCAAGCCACAAACCGUCAUUUCCGCCCUCUCCGACCUCUGUGCCGACCGCAAGGAGGAAACCAUCAUCGCAACUGGUGUCGGUCAACAUCAAAUGUGGACCGCCCAACAUUUCCGAUGGCGUUCCCCUCGCACCAUGAUCACCUCGGGGGGUCUCGGAACCAUGGGCUACGGUCUUCCCGCGGCCAUUGGAGCCAAAGUUGCCAUGCCGGACAAACUCGUCAUCGACAUUGACGGCGAUGCCUCCUUCCUCAUGACCCAAACCGAACUCAGCACCGCCGCCGAAUUCGGCAUCGGCGUCAAAGUGCUCGUGUUGAACAACGAAGAGCAGGGCAUGGUCACGCAAUGGCAAUCCCUCUUCUACAACGACCGCUUCUCCCACACCCAUCAACGAAACCCGGAUUUCGUCAAACUUUCCGAAGCCAUGCACGUUCCCGCCCGCAGGACCACCAAACUCGCGGAUCUCAAGGCGGAUCUGGAGUGGUUGACCGUCGGGUCGGGUCCGGGACCGGCUUUCUUGGAGGUUAAGGUCGAUCAAAAGGUCCCCGUCUUGCCCAUGGUUCCUGGCGGCAGCGCGUUGCAUGAGUUUUUGGUGUAUGAUGAGAAGAAGGAAAAGGAGCGAAGAAAGCAGACAAAGGAGAGGUCGGGGCGGUGA